UGAAAAUAAUUCCAUGUAGUCGAAAAAUGUCUGUGGAAACUAAAGCUAUGGAUAAUAAUUUGCCAUUACCGCCUGAUAAAAUGCCAAAAUGUUGGAACGAAGAAGAAAGAAUGAAUGCUUUGUUUUCUCCUUUUCGAAGUAAAUCUGCCAAUCCACAAGACUGGACAUCUAAAUACAAGUUUUGGCAAAACCUAAUAUAUGAAUGGUUGAAGCAUAACAUGCAAUCCAGUUUCUCUAUCGCAGACUUAAAUGUUGCUUUUAAAAGGAAAGGUUGCACUCCGCUUUGUUUGACAUCUGUUGUUGAAGAACUGCUCAAAAAUGGUGAAAUAAUUCCAGAAACUGAAUUUUUAAAAGAACCAUGCGAUUCUUGGACAUCAUGGUCAAUUGAUAUAUUUGUAAAGAGACCGUUUGUAUGGUCAUUUUCAAAAGUUAAAAGUUACGUUGUAAGCAAUGAAAUUAAUAAAGAAACUAGAUAUAUUCAUUUGCAAAUUAUUAGUGAAUUAGCAGAAUCAAUAUUUUUUAUUUUGAAAGACGAAAAGGAAAAUCUUCUUGUACCAUUUUCUGAGGUACUAAAAAGUUGUAAAUCUAAAAUGAACAAAAAUAUAUCUGAUAAUACUGUCAUGUUAGUUUUAAUAUGGUUAAGACGUAAAAAAAAAGUGGUCUUUACAAAUAAUAUAAAUGAAAAUGAGUUGUUAAUUAAGAUUGCUGUACACUCGUCUGAUAAUAUAACAGAAAUUGAGGAAGCACUGUAUAAAUUAGAGAAACAAGAAAAUGAGCUUGUAAACGAGAUACAUCUCAUGGAAGAAAAAAAAAUCGAUAUCAUUAAUCAGUCCAAAUCUUACUUAGCAAAAGGAUUAAGACAAAUGGCAAAGACACAUUUAAGAAAAAAAUUCGAGUUAGAAAAUACCAUUGAAAAAAGAGUGCAGACUCUUGAGAACAUUCGAUCCCUUGUAUUAAGUAUUCAGAAUACUCAUACAAACACUGCUGUAUUGUCAGCCUACAAAACAGGAUCUGAUGUGUUAAAGAAAUUAAACGAAAGCGAUAUAUCAGAAUCUAAUGUCAAAGAUAUUAUGGAUAACUUGUCAGAGGCCUUGGAAGAACAAAACGAAGUACAACUUAUGUUAUCAGAGAAUUUGAAAAACGAUAUUUCCGAUAUUGAUCUAGAACAAGAAUUAGAGGAAUUAAUGAAACUUGAUGAAGACUCUUUGCCUUCAAUACCAAGUGAAAAAUUAAGUUCUAAUAUUGAUGAACUUGAACAAAGAUUAAAAAAUUUGCAAGUUGAAAGUACUCCUACAUCUAAUGUUGCUUCAUUUGAGUCAUCAUCGCGAAAUGUUCGUAACAAAGAAACAUUAAGGAACCUAGAAUAUGUGUGAUCUGUGAAUGUCAAUAAAUUAUUAGCAAAAUUUUAUUAAUAGAAUACAUGUAUAUCCAUUUAUUUACUUACAUCAUGUUUUAUUUUUUAAAUUGCUUCACAUACAAAUAUUUCUUGUAAUAUAAUAGUAUUUAUUAAGGUUUUAUAUAAAUGCAUUCUGUAAGAGUAUAUAACCUAAUCGUAUAAAAUAUGUGAUUUUACACGAAUCCAUUCAAAAUAUUAUUUUUAAUAUCGUA
This is a messenger RNA of Hylaeus anthracinus, 1608 nucleotides long. RefSeq names its product charged multivesicular body protein 7. The record is from RefSeq and is a predicted model, not a curated record. The transcript has 4 exons. Gene Ontology annotation, biological process: late endosome to vacuole transport via multivesicular body sorting pathway; vesicle budding from membrane. The coding region runs from base 27 to 1373 and encodes 448 amino acids. Gene Ontology annotation, cellular component: ESCRT III complex; multivesicular body. NCBI's taxonomy places the organism in Eukaryota, Metazoa, Arthropoda, Insecta, Hymenoptera, Colletidae.